UCCAGGGUCUUUCGGUGCACAUGGCAUUAAUAAUCUUUUUCUUUGUUUCAGUGCCUCAACCAACUAAUGUUAUCAUAGAAUCAUUUAAUUUCAACACUUCGGUGCAGUGGGAUUACAAAAGUUUAUCCUCAGAACCUCUUUUUGUUGUAGAACUCCUAUGCUAUGGUUUUUCAUCUGGUGUUUACUUGGAAUUCAGUAGCUGUGUGAACAUAUCACAGCAUUAUUGUGACCUCACACACAAAGUUGAACAGUGUGUGUCUUUCUGGGUGAGAGUUAAAGCUCUUGCUGGACCACAAGAAUCUGAGUAUACAGAGUCACAACAAUUUAAUAUAUACAGGAAUGGUCAAAUAGGACCACCAAAACUUAACCUCUAUGUUCUUGGUCAUGGAAUCCAAGUUGAUAUUGAACACCCUCUCACUCCAUAUCGCAAGAAGCGUACGCUUAGCAUAAAAGCAAACUUCACAGACUUCACAUACAAAGUGUCCUUUUGGAAAAAAGGAAAUCAAGAAGAGCAUCAAGAAUUUGAAACAGAAAGAUGCAAUCACAAAAACUGUACCAUAAAUUUCCACAUUCCUUUGUGGGAUACUUCCUACUGUGUCUCAGCUCAUGGCAUUUCUGAAGACUAUAGUGUAAAAGGUGAAGAAUCAAAAGAAAGCUGUAUUGACGUUCUUUCUAAACAUCAAUCAGAUUUAACGGUUCCCAUAAUUCUUGGUAUAAUUGGCUUGUUUGUUUUGAUGGUGAUCCUUACAAUAAUCUUCAUAUGUAUGAAGAAGAAAAACAUUAAACUUCCCAAGUCUCUGGCUGCUGUGGUAAGGAACCAGGUCAACAAUAUCGACACAAACUCAGAACCCAGAAUUUUUUCUUUUAUAACAUCAUCAUCUGAUAAGCAAGUGUUAUCUGAAUGUGAUGAUAAAAAAUCACUGGAACAAGUGUAUUUCAUGAGCGAGGUUAACACCACUGACUUCAGUAACUGUGGCACAGAAGUAGAUCCUUAUGGCUCCCAGGGUGCUUUAAGUAAAACAGGAGAGGAAAGUAUCAUGGAAAGCAUGCCAGAAAGCAUGAUUGUGGGGAUCCCUGAAGGAGAACAAAAUUCUGCAGACAAUGGCAAUUAUUUUAAAUCUGUCAGUGAUCCAGAAGAAAUGGACAACACUUUUGAAAAUGUGGAUUUUGCCAAAGCAAACCUGCAGCCACCCAUGUGCUGCCGAAACAUAUCCGGCUAUGACAAGCCCCAUUGGAAAGACUCAGUCUCUGAAGUUGACUCACUGAUUACUUAGGGUGCUAGAUGCCCAUGGGAGAUAUUCCCCUUGUAAGAAAACAGUACUGAAAACUAUAAGUAGUCCCUUGGCUAUUGCAGAUAUCCAUGUAAAUAUUUGUAAACACUUUAAUCUUGAUAAGAUAGCUAAUUAGAUGCUAGGUAGGCUCAUGAUGCCUGCCCUUUGCACUUGCUGAUGCCAAAGCAGUAACAGAGCCUGCACUUCAGUAGUUUGCAGCCUUUGACAUUGGGUGGAUAUAUUGUUCCUAUAUUUUACUAUGUGUGGAAAUGUUUUGUUGAACAGAACAAACAACAAGUGAUGGUAAGUUUGCUCUCUUCAGUCCUUCUCAUGUUCUUCUCUGUUACUAUAUCCAGCUGCCAUUGUAGCUUCCCAUAUCCCCUGGGUUGGGACUGCAGGACUUUUCAGGAGAAAAGGGACUGCUGAACAAUGCAGCAUCUCUUCCCAUACAUAAAAAAGUUGAGACAUGUAACAGACAUUGACAAUAGCAAUCAUCUGGCAUGGCUCUACGCACAACUACAGGAUCAUAGAAAUAUAGCAUUGGAAGGAACAUAAGGUAUCAUCUAGUCCAGUCAACACUGGAAACCCAUAGCUACUGUAGCCUUGAGAGGUUACCAUCCAACCUCUUAAAAUAAUAGUAAUGGAGAAUCUGCUAUUCUUCUGAGCCAGUCUGUUCUACUAUCAAACAGGUCUCGAUGUCAAGAGGAUUUUCCUAAUGUUUAGUCAGCAGAAAACAACUUGCUCCUUCUGACAGUCCUUCAGAUAUCUGAAGGUAGCAGUCCUGUACCUCUCCAUCAUUUCUUCUCUAGGCUAGACAUACCCAAUUCAUUCAACUGUCUCUCAUAUGACUUAGUUUCCUUCAAUCAUGUAAUGUCUCAUUCUUAGGUCUCUUCACCAUCCACAUUUAAUGCCUCUGUAUAGAAACCUCCCCCUGAUAUGUAAAGAGGAUAUUCUCUGAUCAAAUGCACUUCAUCAUCUUCUUUCUUUGUAUUGGGGAAUAGAAUGCAUUGAGUCAUGGCUGCAUGUGAGCAACUUCCUUUGGGAAGAAAGCUCCAGCCAUUGGGUAAACAGUUAUCUGUAACAUGAAAAGGAAUAUGUAAAUCAGGAAGGAAACCCCACAAGGUCUUGUUUAUUCUUAGAGGAUGGUAUGUGCACAGCUGAAGGUAUUGUGAACAAUAGGUUAGCAACAAUGCACCUACCAAAUUAUAAGAUCAUUUUACUAACUGGAAGGGCAGCUAUUUAAAACCUGAUACUUAAAAAAGAUACAAUGUGCAUGCUGGAGCGGGGGGGGGGGCGACACUGGAAUUUGAUAGAGUGACAGCAACACACCAGAUGUGUCAGCCUCAUAAAUUAGGAGAAGAUUAUGCAAAGCCAGCUGUACCAUAUAAAUGCCCAUUUUUUAAUACUGCUCCAUGACUCUUGGUGCUUAUCAUAUGGUCUAGCAUCUGGUCAGCCCUGUUCUCCUCCAAUAUAUCUGCUGUAAUCAGACAUGUGUUGUUCUUAUUGCUUAUUUAUGUUCAGAGUUUCUUCCCAGACUGGUUUUAGUUUAUUCCUGCUAUAGGGCACGAUGUUUCCUGGCAGUAAUUACCAGGGGAGGGAGGGGGAGUGCAGACAGUUAACAAAAAUGGCCAAGAAUUGCAAAAGGGAAGCCAAACCUGGUACCAAAUGGGAAAAACAAUUAGAGUGCAUGGAUAUGGGCAAUGGUGAUGUUCAUUCUGCCAUUUCAGCACAGCACUGUGACUCAAACUAUAUGUCUUCCAAUUGUUUGAGAUGUGCCUUACUUUUUCUAUUAUUGUAGUAUCUUAAUGACUAUCCAAUGUAGCUUACCCACUGCAGUAAGGACAGCAGGGGUUCCCAAACCUAUGAGCCAUUGAUCACAAUUUUUAUAUAUGACAAACACAAGUAUUUGGGGCUUGUGAAUACUUUUAAAUAUCUUUAACUAUCCUGCAGGUAAGCUACACCAAGGAAAUCCAGCUAUUUUUGCCAUAACAUGCAAAUAGGAGUGAAGUGUUCACUCCACAAAAGAGUGGUAGGGUAUAAAAGAUAGAGAAGUGCCUGCAAUUUAGAGCAAAAGGUUACAACAACAAGUGUACACUCUUUGUUCUUCUAACAGGUAUUCACUGAAGAAACAUGAAACAUGGGAAGCAUAUGGGAAGCAUAUUUCUUAGGCUUCAUUUGCCCUUAAUGAUAUUGCAGUGCCAGAUCAGAUUAGUUGCCUGAUGUUUGAAUGCCAUUGCAUUCACAUUAUUUCUCCUUAUAUGCCUCAGUAUGAUGCUACCAUACAUACAAAGAAGGGAAGUGAGCAAAGUUCCCCACCUCCAAAAAUGAUAACUUUUGGAGAAAUAUUUCAGAAAAGAUGUAAGUGAGAAAUGUCAUAUGGCUCCUUUCAGCAUCAGAAAUGUUAAUCAACAUUCCCUUUCUUGAGAGUGGAGGUUAGUCUUUUAUUAAUAACUGUAUGCCCAGACAAACAACCAUAGCUUAUAUAUCUAUUCUGCAAUGAUUUUCUGCCCUUUCUUUAGCCACUGAGUUAUGAAUGUUGUCUUUGGGUGAGAGCCAUUGUACUAUAAUCUACUUUUACUACACUCUUGUAUAGUACUUUUGAUGCAUUACAUAUGUUAACUAUGGUAUUUUAUUUUUUUACCUAUAACUGACUUUUUGAUAGCACCACCCCACCCCUUGGCAGGAUUAUAAUGUUUACUUUUCUUGGUUUUUUUCUCCUUCUUAAUGGGAUUCGUUUUAAAAUAGAAUCAUAGAGUUGUGGAAGAAAAAGUUUUAAUAUACAAGCUGCCAGAAAACCAACCAAUAAUUACUUGUCUAGUUAUAUCAAGAGAUAGAGGAACACAUGAAGUGUAGUUUAAAGUCUAUCAGAUAUAUUAAGCCUCAAUGACAACAUGGUAAGACUCAGAGGUUCACUAAACAUUGAGAUAAUUUUUAUGUAGCCAAAUUGCAGUCAGAAAACAUAUUGCCAGUAGAUGGCACUCUUGCCCUGUAGUUCACACAGCACUUUAAAAGCUGCAUGUGGAUGGUAAUAGAUUCCAGCUAAUGCUGGGAAUCUGACUACACUUUGUUUUUAACAGUGCUAACCUUGUAGAAAUAUGGAAUUAUUUAUCUAAUAAUAUACAUGCUAUAAAUUUUGUUUCCAGUAAAUUGUAGAACGCAGACAUUUAUUUGGCAUUUUAAAUUGUAUUUGGAAAUAAAUUGAGUACUCUGUG
Sceloporus undulatus (fence lizard) is the source of this 4483-nucleotide messenger RNA. RefSeq names its product interferon gamma receptor 1-like. Gene Ontology annotation, molecular function: cytokine binding; cytokine receptor activity. The transcript has 6 exons. The coding region runs from base 21 to 1274 and encodes 417 amino acids. The record is from RefSeq and is a predicted model, not a curated record. Gene Ontology annotation, cellular component: membrane. NCBI's taxonomy places the organism in Eukaryota, Metazoa, Chordata, Lepidosauria, Squamata, Phrynosomatidae.